This is a messenger RNA of Cryptococcus wingfieldii CBS 7118, 1194 nucleotides long. Its product is annotated as NADH kinase. Bases 1 to 1194 code for a protein of 397 amino acids. The record is from RefSeq and is a predicted model, not a curated record. Lineage: Eukaryota; Fungi; Basidiomycota; Tremellomycetes; Tremellales; Cryptococcaceae. Gene Ontology annotation, molecular function: NAD+ kinase activity. Gene Ontology annotation, biological process: NAD+ metabolic process; NADP+ biosynthetic process. The transcript is spliced from 9 exons.
AUGGUCAUUCCCAGCCUUCUAUUCCAGCAUCUGCCUCUUCGGGGGCUCAAAUCCCUGCCUCGCUCGCCCAGGGCUUGGUCUCAGCACAUCCGAAAUGUCCACUCACUGAGAGAUCUGCCCCGACCGACCGAAGCUCAGCUGGCAAGGAAGCCUAGGUUGGUGCCCUUCGAGCCCCCAGAAGCCGAGUCGUCCGCUAUGGCUGAAGCGCGCUUCACGCCUCCUUCCCAUCAAACGUCGAAAUGGACAUCACAGCCGGAUACUGUUCUGCUUAUUCAAAAGAAAGAUGACCCUCGUACCACUGCUGCGAUGGGAGAAAUGCUCCACUUUAUACGAGACAACUAUCCCCAUCUCCGCUUGAUUGUCGAGCCCCAUACUGCUCAUGACCAUCCCUCUUUCGACAACCUCAUCGUUGCAUCUCAAGAAGAGCAACCCUUGCUCCCUCUUCACACGUCUCUCGUGGUCACUUUAGGAGGAGAUGGUACGAUACUGCAUGUCUCAAAUCUCUUCUCGCAGGGAGAAUGUCCGCCUGUAUUGAGUUUCUCAAUGGGAUCUCUGGGGUUCUUGCUGCCAUUCCAUAUCGAUUCUCUCGCCUCCGCCCUUGGAAACACUUUGACAGGCCCCGUAUCGCUGCUCAAUCGAAUGCGGCUAGCUUGCAAACCACUGGACGUUGAAGGGAAUCUCUUGAGUCGUUUGGGAGAGAACGGGUGGCAAGUCAUGAACGAGGUCGCCCUCCACCGUGGCCGACACGCCCACCUCACCGUAGUCGAUACCUAUUUUGACCGACAACAUCUUACUGAAGCUGUUGCCGACGGAAUCCUCCUGUCAACUCCUACAGGAUCCACCGCCUACUCUCUCUCCGCCGGCGGGCCCAUAUCUCAUCCCGAAACAGAUGCUUUCCUCCUCACCCCUAUUGCUCCCCGCUCGCUCAGUUUUAGGACUGUCAUUCUCCCCGGCCGGGGAGAAGUCAAGCUCGAGAUUUCACCCCUCGCCCGCGCAGCAGCAGAACUAUCAAUAGACGGCCGAGAUGUCUGCAACCUGACCUCUAAAGAAUCUGUAGUCAUCACAAAGUCGCCCUUCCCCAUACCCUGCGUAGAAAGGUCGGGAGGAGAAAGCGGAUGGGUCAAGGAUAUCAAUUCGUUACUGCAAUUCAAUGUGGGGUUCAGGAAUAAGAGUGUGAUGGGGCACAGCUCAUAG